AGGCCGGGGGUGGGGAUCGGCCAGGAGGGCCGAGGCCAGUGGGUGUGCUGAAGGGCCUUGGAGGCGUGGUCACAGGGCUGGAAACCCGCCGGAGGGGAGGCCGGUGGCCAUAGGCCGCGUCGCGCAGGGCGGGAGGGGCACGCUCCUAACCUGCCAGUGGACUUUGCCAGUCCUGCUACGCACCAGGCCGGAUCCUAACCAGGCUCUCGCGCAGCCAAUAGCCGGGCCUUCGGCGGCCUCUCCUAGCUCCGCGCGCCAGACCACACGCGGGGGACAGCAGAGGUGGCCUUUCCAGGGCAGGGAUUAGGGGGCAGGAUUGACGCGGAUCCUUGGUUUUCCCAGGCUUCAACCACAUAAGGCGGGGCUUGCCGCUUGGAAUCCGAGAAUGAAUUACACACGGUUCAUCACGGCUGUGAGCGCGGCCAGAAAGCCUUCUGCCAUUCGAGUCAUGACUGAGAUAUUGGGCAAGUCAUCGAAAUCUGUCCUCUCCCUGGCGACUGGAGCACCAAACCCCAACACGUUCCCUUUCAAGACUGCGGUUAUCACCACAGACAACGGAGAGACCAUCCAAUUUGAUGAAAACAUAAUGAAGAGAGCACUACAGUAUUCUCAGAGUGCUGGCCUCCCAGAGCUGUUAUCCUGGCUAAAACAGUUACAAGUAAAAUUGCAUAAUCCUCCCACCAUCCAUUAUCCACCCAGCCAAGGACAAAUGGACGUGUGUGUCACCUGUGGCAGCCAAGAAGGUCUCUGUAAGGUAUUUGAGAUGAUCGUUAAUCCUGGAGAUAAUAUCCUCGUAAAUGAACCUAUUUAUUCAGGAACAAUUCAUGCUGUGCAACCACUGGGCUGCAACAUUAUUAACAUUUCCAGUGAUGAGCACGGGAUUAUUCCAGACUCCCUCAGAGAAAUACUUUCCAAAUGGAAACCAGAAGAUUCAAAGAACCCCGAGAAAAACACCCCCAAAUUUCUUUAUACUGUCCCAAAUGGCAACAACCCUGCCGGGAACUCAUUAACAACUAACCGCAAGAAGGAAAUUUAUGAGCUCGCAAGAAAAUACGACUUCCUCAUCAUAGAAGACGAUCCUUACUAUUUUAUGCAGUUCAACAAGCCCUGGGCACCGACUUUUCUCUCCAUGGACGUUGAUGGGCGUGUCAUCCGAGCUGACUCUUUUUCCAAAGUCCUGUCCUCUGGGUUGCGAAUAGGGUUUAUAACUGGUCCAAAGCCCUUGAUCGAGAGAAUUGUUUUACACAUACAAGUUUCAACGAUGCACCCCAGCACUUUUGCCCAGCUCCUGGUAUCACAGCUUCUGUACCAAUGGGGAGAAGAGGGCUUCCUGGCUCAUGUAGACAGGGUUAUUGAUUUCUAUAGGAAGCAGAGGGAU
Messenger RNA from Aethalodelphis obliquidens (Pacific white-sided dolphin), 1378 nucleotides. It is a transcript of the gene AADAT, whose product is annotated as aminoadipate aminotransferase. The record is from RefSeq and is a predicted model, not a curated record. The annotation marks the transcript as partial. Lineage: Eukaryota; Metazoa; Chordata; Mammalia; Artiodactyla; Delphinidae. Gene Ontology annotation, molecular function: pyridoxal phosphate binding; L-kynurenine:2-oxoglutarate transaminase activity. Gene Ontology annotation, biological process: biosynthetic process. The transcript has 10 exons.